AUGGUUGUUGAACUGAAGAACAAACCAAGGGAAGGUGGAGAGAACAGGAUACCCCGUCUCAGUCAACAGAGCGAAAGAAUGGUGCAAAGUGUCAACAUGAUCUACUGCCAAGAAAAAAAUUAUAACUCUCACUCUCAUUCUUCUCAGCAAACAAGAGAAGCACAAACACAAUGUAGCACAAUUUAUGUGUUUGCUGUUACUUUUUCCCAUUUGAAAGAGGAAGAUGGAGAUGUAAGUUCAUCACUGUGA
Molecule: messenger RNA, 249 nt
Organism: Triticum turgidum subsp. durum (durum wheat)
Lineage: Eukaryota; Viridiplantae; Streptophyta; Magnoliopsida; Poales; Poaceae
Source: the annotation of a GenBank genome assembly